AUGGAGCUCGACUUGAACUCGAACAUGGGCUGCUUUUUCAUUGGGGUAAUGAUUGCCACACCACUUUUCGGCCUCACUUGUGCUCAGGUCAUGUACUAUAUGCGCGAAUACCCAGGAGACAUGUUGGGCAUGAAAAUACUUGUACUACCUACGCACGAUCUGGAUCCAUCGGAAGUCUUCGGUAGAAAGUUCUACAAACUGCCGGUCGUGGGGACGCUGGUGGGUUCCAGUGUACAUGCCUACAACUAUGUAUUGAUUGGUGUCAAUUGUGAUCCAGCGAACUGUGCGAUAGGCUUAGUGGACCCCACACUCCCUGGCGUAUAUCAGCGGACGAGGGUUUCUGCGUCAGUACAGCCGGUUACCGCUUCUGUCACGGAUGUCUGCAUCACAGUUUGCCUAUGUUGGGCCUUACAUAACGAGAACACUGGAUUGAACCGUACAGACACCCUCGUUCGAAAGCUGAUGGUGUACGCAAUCAACCGGGGGAUUUUGACAUCAGUUAUCCAAGUCGGUCAAGCUGUCGCGUAUCUCGCAGCUAACACCACACUGUUCUACUGGUCCAUGUUCCACUUCCCGGGAAGCAAAGGUAGUUUGCUUCGCUUACUCGUUCAUUUCCUCGCUUACCCACUCGCUCUACCGCUUGGCGUUAUCUAG
Postia placenta MAD-698-R-SB12 is the source of this 654-nucleotide messenger RNA. RefSeq lists its product as hypothetical. Bases 1 to 654 code for a protein of 217 amino acids. The record is from RefSeq and is a predicted model, not a curated record. Lineage: Eukaryota; Fungi; Basidiomycota; Agaricomycetes; Polyporales; Adustoporiaceae. The transcript has 11 exons.